This is a messenger RNA of Galendromus occidentalis (western predatory mite), 1426 nucleotides long. It is a transcript of the gene G6P, whose product is annotated as Glucose-6-Phosphatase. The transcript is spliced from 5 exons. The record is from RefSeq and is a predicted model, not a curated record. NCBI's taxonomy places the organism in Eukaryota, Metazoa, Arthropoda, Arachnida, Mesostigmata, Phytoseiidae. The coding region runs from base 54 to 1103 and encodes 349 amino acids. Gene Ontology annotation, cellular component: membrane. Gene Ontology annotation, molecular function: glucose-6-phosphatase activity. Gene Ontology annotation, biological process: glucose 6-phosphate metabolic process; gluconeogenesis.
GGUAAAGACAACGAGCUUAGAUACACAACCAUUCCAGUGCUAAUUGGACAAUCAUGGAGUUCCUCUACGAGCACGGCAUAACGGCCUUACAGGUCCUCCAGAAACAUGGCGAACCGUACUGUGACCUGUUCCAAGACAUCUCAUCGUUCUGCGAUCCAGCUUAUGCAUUCUUCGUCUAUCCACCGCUGUUCUACGCUUUGUGUCAGAACUCCGGAAGGGCUAUGCUGCUGGUCGUCAUCAUAACGGAGUGGGCGAAUAUGGUUCUCAAAUGGAUCCUCUUGGGUCACCGACCGUAUUGGUGGGUCAUGGAGAAUAUGACUCCCGCCCACCCAGGAGACACAAUUAUCAAGCAGUUCCCCCUGACAUGCGAAACUGGCCCGGGUUCACCUUCGGGUCACGCUCAGCUGCAAACCGCUUUGAACUACGCGAUCGUGCACUUUUUGACGACGAAGGUUUUCGCGAGGAAACACCGAUGGAUCUCGCGUUUCGUACUGAUCCCAGCUUUCAUCGCAGUUGUUGUAGGCGUGAGCUUAAGCAGACUCUACAUCGCGGCCCAUUUCCCCCAUCAGUGUAUGCUUGGCGUGGCAAUCGGAUUCGCCAUAGCAUCCUCGCUGGUGGGCUUGGAUACUUCGAGGUGGUCGCUCAAAAAAUACCUCUUCCUGACAUUGUUCCUCUUCGUGUCGACCAUGGCGACAAAGCGGAUCUUGGAGACUGUCGGCGUCGAUGUACUCUCGACGAUAGGCCGCGCUCAGAAGCACUGCGCUCGGCCUGAGUGGAUCCACGUGAACACAACGCCCUACUUCUCCAUGACGAGAUUCCUCGGAUUUUGCGCCGGAGUGGGCCUCGCCACGCAUUGUGGUGUCUUCAGUAUUGCGGGCAAAGAGAUUUCGACCGGCAGCCGGGUCGUGAUGGGGGUUGCUGCUGCCAUCAUCGGGAAACUCUCGGAAAAUAUCGAUGUGCCGUUCAAAGAUGCUUCGCCACUCUUUUUCUACAUCGUCGCGUUUUCGUACUACGUCGCGGCGGCGUAUAUGCUCUUUGCCGUCGUGCCUUCACUGGUCCUCAAGGUCAUCGGUGGCGAGGUCAAAGACAAGAAAAAGCUUUAGAUGAUGUGGUGACAGACAAAGGAAGAACGACCGACGAAGAUUGCUUCACACACAACACGUCCGCGGAGUCGGAGCCGAGCGACAAGGAGUGAGGUCGCUCUCUGAUAUAAUGCCACCGGGUUCUUUCUUCGUCCGAUUCAUAGUCGCCGAAUGUACAUACGAGUCGAUCAGAUAUCAUCUGAGGAAAUGAUCUAUAUUCCUAAUUAUUUUGUUCAUAUAGUGGAAGGAACGCUAAUUAAAUAUGACUCCGCUCGGAAGAACGGAUGUGUGCGCUCCGUCUCAGAAGAGAGUACGGAAAAGCGUGAAAAGCUCAAACAAUCGAA